CAUUCAACUCAAGCAAUCCCAGUACUGAAAAAAUGAGGACUCGUGCCUUGAUUUUCCUUACCUUGGCUUCCUUGCUGGGAGCCUUUGCAGAGCAAUGUGGGAAGCAGAAUGGUGGAGCCUUAUGCCCUGGAGGCCUUUGCUGCAGUGAGUAUGGUUGGUGUGGCACCACCGAAGCUUACUGCGGUAAAGGUUGUCAGAGCCAAUGUCCCACACCACCAGCCCCUGUACCUUCACCACCUCCAACUAUUCCAACUCCUCCACCCCCUCCUGGUAGUGGUGGGGACCUUAGCUCUCUCAUCCCUCAGUCUCUCUUUGAAGAGAUGCUUAAGCACCGAAACGAUGUGGCAUGUCCAGCCAAUGGCUUCUAUACUUACGACGCUUUCAUAUCUGCCGCAAGUGCCUUUCCUGACUUUGCGACGGUUGGUGAUACGGAGACACGCAAAAGGGAGAUUGCGGCUUUCUUAGCACAAACCUCCCAUGAAACAACUGGGGGAUGGGCUGAUGCACCUGAUGGACCAUAUGCUUGGGGAUAUUGUUAUGUUAGGGAAAUUGGUGAACCUGAUGGUUACUGUGUCGCAAAUGCUCAAUGGCCAUGCAUUCCUGGUCAGAGUUACUAUGGUCGAGGACCCAUCCAACUUUCAUACAACUACAACUAUGGACCGGCUGGAGAAGCCCUUGGCUAUGACCUCCUCAGCAAUCCGGAUCUGGUCGCCACUGACUCAGUCAUUUCAUUCAAAACUGCCUUCUGGUUUUGGAUGACCUCACAACCCCCAAAACCGUCAUGCCACGAGGUUAUCACCGGCCGAUGGACACCUUCACCUUCCGACACAGCUGCUGGUCGGGUCCCAGGAUUCGGCGUCAUCACCAACAUCAUCAAUGGAGGACUCGAAUGCGGGCAUGGCUAUGACAGCAGGGUGGCCAACCGAAUUGGGUUCUACAGGCAUUUUUGCGACUUAAUGGGAUUGAGCUAUGGCGACAACCUCGACUGCUACAACCAAAGGCCGUUCGGCAAUGGAAUGGAGUACUUUCGCUUAAUGAAAUGAAUUACUAUCUCUGUUUGAGUCGUGCAUCUAAUGCCAUAAAUCUCUAUAUGUAACCUAAGAUAUUUCUCUUAGCAUGAAUAAAACUAUCUUAGCCAUACAAAAUGGAAAA
Messenger RNA from Magnolia sinica, 1152 nucleotides. RefSeq names its product basic endochitinase-like. Gene Ontology annotation, biological process: cell wall macromolecule catabolic process; carbohydrate metabolic process; chitin catabolic process. The coding region runs from base 33 to 1043 and encodes 336 amino acids. NCBI's taxonomy places the organism in Eukaryota, Viridiplantae, Streptophyta, Magnoliopsida, Magnoliales, Magnoliaceae. The transcript has 3 exons. The record is from RefSeq and is a predicted model, not a curated record. Gene Ontology annotation, molecular function: chitin binding; chitinase activity.